Molecule: messenger RNA, 2922 nt
Organism: Endocarpon pusillum Z07020
Lineage: Eukaryota; Fungi; Ascomycota; Eurotiomycetes; Verrucariales; Verrucariaceae
Exons: 1
Coding region: 1-2922 (973 amino acids)
Biological process (GO): transcription by RNA polymerase III; DNA-templated transcription initiation; transcription preinitiation complex assembly
Cellular component (GO): nucleus; transcription factor TFIIIB complex; transcription preinitiation complex
Molecular function (GO): TBP-class protein binding; RNA polymerase III type 3 promoter sequence-specific DNA binding; RNA polymerase III general transcription initiation factor activity
Source: RefSeq, a predicted model, not a curated record
AUGUCUACAGCAUCGGCACCAUCGCCUCAGACAUCACGAUUCAAAGGUCCUCGCAGACAUGUCCCUCGACUUGCGACAAUAAAACGUACUCCCGGUCAACCAGCGUUCAUUCGCCCACCAAGUCUCAAUGCACCUACACCAUCUCGAUCGCGAGUCUCACUGACUUGUCCAAAUAAUGCUUGUCCAGACCCUAAUAUCAUCGAGGAUGACGGACGAUCAGUCUGCGCUACUUGUGGUGUUGUUGCUCGAGAGUCUAACAUUGUCAGCGACCUGCAGUUCGGUGAGACAUCCAGCGGUGCCGCUGCCGUUCAGGGCUCCUAUGUUGGUGAGGGUCGUACCCAUGGCCAAAGCUCUGGUGGACCUCACCCUGGUUUGGCACAUGAUGGGCUCAGUUCUCGUGAGUUGACGACAUUGAACGCCAGACGGGAAAUCGACUCUCUGAUCAACAAUCUACGAAUACCCGCAAACCUGGCCGACCCCGCAGUGAACAUCUUCAAGCUAAGCCUGGCUCAUGCGAUCUAUGACAGUGAUGGAAACAGAGAGAAGGAUAGGAAGAACUUUGUGCAAGGACGCAGUAUCCGUACCGUUGCUGCCGUUGCUCUCUACAUUGCAUGUCGUCGGCAAAAGAACACUAACACAAUCAUGCUGAUUGACCUUGCGGAGACAAUGACACCACAAGUUAGCGUCUUCAAAAUGGGCAAUAUCUACAAUCGUUUGGUCCGUGCUAUCUGGGGCAACGCAGAUGGAAGUGUUUCAAGCUCUGGCUAUGUGGAUCCUAUCAAUCCAGAAAACUUGAUCCGACGCUUUGCGAGGGACCUAGAAUUUGGAUCUCUCGUUGGAAAGGUUACUGAAGAUGCUAUCCGACUGGUGCAACGAAUGGACAGAGAUUGGAUGACCACCGGAAGACGGCCGGCUGGCAUCUGUGGAGCAGCGCUGAUUCUAGCCGCACGAAUGAAUAACUUCAGACGGACGGUACGAGAAGUCGUUCUUGUUGUCAAGGUGUGUGAAGUCACUGUGAACAACAGACUAGAGGAGUUCCAACAUACCGCCACCAGCAAGUUGACGGUCCAGCAAAUGAGGCAAGGUGAUCACACUGCUCCUUCAGAUCCUCCGGCAUUCCAGAGGGCGAACGGUGAAGGAAAGCGGCCAAAGAAAACAGGACGAAAGAGGAAGAAUCAAGCUCCAGAAACUGCGGCUGAGAUUGAGAAUAGCGAAGAAGAGAAUGAAGAGCGCCCAAGGAAGAAGGGACGAGUUGAUAAGGACGGUUUUGCUAUUCCAGACAUACCCAUCGAUCCAUCCCUUCGUGAUGCAGCUUCUCAAGAGCCACCAUCCGACGAAGCGGUGGCUGCUGCAUUGACAGCUGCGGUCAAUAGUGCCGCAGCACAAGUGGAAGAAGCUCAGGGAAGUGGUUCAAAUCAAAGCUCGACUACGGCGCAAACCUCAGCACAACAGCCUGAUAGACCACGACGACCUGGCAGGCCAAAGGGAUCCAAGAACAGGCACGCCCCAGACGAGACAGAUGCCGAAGUGGCCCUUGAAGCUGAGAUCGAACAUGACAUCCUUGACACCAUGAACAGUGAAGCUAUGCAACGUGCCACACCUUCCGUCACGCCUGCACCAUCGGCCAGAUCAACACCUGUUCCCGAGCCAUCUUCGAAUGCCGCGCCUGACAAAUUCAACCAACCACCCGCUUCGUCCUCACAGCAAACAGCCAGCGUAGAUACCUCCAACCAACCACCCGGUCCGAAUUCGAACGCUCUAAUCAUCACGCAACAAGAAGCCACCCACUCCAAAUCCACAGAGGUCCGAAUGGACCCGGAAAUCCUCUCCGACGAAUUCGACUCCGACCCCGAAAUCGCCAACGUGAUCCUCUCGGAACCAGAAGUCCGAAUCAAAGAGUGCAUCUGGGUUGAAGAAAACAAGCAAUGGCUGCGCGACGAGCACGCGAAGCGCAUCAAAAAACAACUACAAGAUGCUGCUGAUAUCGCUGCGGGAAUCGAGCCCGGUUCGUCGACGGCGAAUGGUCAGAAGAAGAAGAGGCGGAGGGGCAGAAGGUUGGGGGAUGUAAGUUACCUGAAGAAUAACGAUGCUGAUGGGAGGGCGGGGAGCGAGAGUACAGCGGGAGGUGGGGGGGAGGAGCAAGAUGAAUCAGCCAGAGCGAGGAGGGCGGCUAGCAUUGCUAUGAAGGGCAUGCUGGAGCAGAGGGGUUAUUCCAGACGGCUAAAUUACGAGGCCCUGAGUAAGAUGUUUCCCGAUGAUAUGGCGGGGGUGAGGGAGGCGAGUAUGGAGAGUCGGAGGACGGCGGGGAAGAGGAAGCCUACCAGAAGUGCCUCGUCGCGAGAGAGUAGUGUGGUUGGGAGUAGUGACCCUACUACUGCGUCACCAGUCCGGCCAUCAGCAGCUUCAGUGACAUCUUCAGCCUCCCCGCCCAGCAGACCAGCUUCAGCUGUCUCCUCGAAUACCAAUACCAACACCAACCGUCCCGCAGCACAGCUCCCAACCCCAUCGACCUCGCAGGCUACGCAACAUCAACAGCAACAAAGCCAAGCUCCUCCACCAUCCUCUGCCGAAUCCGCACCGUCCCAACCCGCCGUACCAGCACCAGCACCAGCAUCAACGCCACUAGAAGGCGAAGAAGAGCUGAUUGGCGUCCUAUCUGAAAACGACGAGGACAGCCCACUCAGCUCCCUCCAACCAAGCGGCACAUACAACUCGCCUCUGAUCGGAACAGCGAUGGGCGGUGGCUUUGGAGGUGCUGGUCAAGACGGGGAUGACGAUGAGGAUGAAGAGGAGAGUGAAGGCGAUCCAGAGGAUUAUGUUCAAGAUGACGAUGACGAUGGUGGUGAUGGUGAUGAAGUUGAAGAUGCGUUAAGUGGGCGGUUCGGCGGUGGGUUCGGCGGUGAGGAUGAAGACGGGGAGUGA